AUGUCCUUGGAUGUCCUCGGCUCAGCUCGCUGCCUGCCACGUGGGCGUAUUUACCCACAGCAGCCAGGCAGCAGGGAGGCGGCUGAGGCUGUGGGCUGGAUCCAGUGGGUCCCAUUUCCCGGCUGGUGGCGAGCGGUGGCUCCCCUCUGGGUGCCACAGGGUGACCUCCGCAGGGCAGGGGCAGAGCUGGAUGAAAGGAAUGACCUGAGAAGGCCGGUGUGUGGAGAGAUGGUUGAGCUGCAGGCCUGCCCCCUGGUGAACUUGCCUGUCUGUGGGACCGAUGGGAACACCUACGCCAAUGAGUGCUUGCUCUGUGUGCAGAAAAUGAAAACCAGGCAAGACAUUCGGAUUUUGAAUGAUGGGGAGUGCAGAGAUGUCUGAGCUUUCUGGUGGCUUUCCUGAGCCUGGAAACAGGUGAUUAAUUGAUCCUGUGUGCUCUGUGCAGAUUGAACAUUUCAGUCAGUGAUGGCGAAUAAUAAAAUUACAUGCAUAAUCUUA
Cygnus atratus (black swan) is the source of this 498-nucleotide messenger RNA. RefSeq names its product serine peptidase inhibitor Kazal type 4 (gene SPINK4). The record is from RefSeq and is a predicted model, not a curated record. Lineage: Eukaryota; Metazoa; Chordata; Aves; Anseriformes; Anatidae. The transcript has 5 exons. Gene Ontology annotation, molecular function: protein binding. Bases 1 to 381 code for a protein of 126 amino acids.